This is a messenger RNA of Marchantia polymorpha subsp. ruderalis, 2780 nucleotides long. NCBI's taxonomy places the organism in Eukaryota, Viridiplantae, Streptophyta, Marchantiopsida, Marchantiales, Marchantiaceae. The record is from the annotation of a GenBank genome assembly.
ACAGGCACCCACGUCGGAUGCCUCCCCAAGAGAGGGCUAAAGGUGUGCGUACAGUUUGUCUCAAGCCCUAGUUUAGCUCAAAGUACAUGUUCGUCGCCUCGGCUCUUUCAAAGGCCUCAGAUGUCUCUGUUCACAAACGAUGCUUGCGCAAGCACUGGCUUUCAAUUUGUCUGCGUUUUGAUCGAUUACCCGGUUCCGCGCCGGAGAACAUCAAUCAACUGCAAAGAUCUGCUUGGAAAUUAGGGGGUUCUUUCUAGGGCUGCAUGCAUUUAUCGCGCUGCGUCGGUUGAUGGGAUUGCCCGUGGCAACUUCUUCGGAGAAGCGGAUUUGAAUUGCGUCGUUGAAGACGAGUUGCUGUAGAGGGCGAGUGAGCCCGGAAGUUUUGCAAAGAUGAAGACCACCAAGGGUGGUAAGGUUAUGAAUCCCACGGAUGCGUACCGCAAGGAGCUCCGCAAGAAGGAGCUGAAGAGGAAUAAAAAGGAGAGAAAGAAAGUGCGAGAGGUGGGGAUUCUGAAGAAGGAUCCUGAGGCCAUCAAGGAGCAAAUCAGGAAACUUGAGAUGAUGAAGGCUGAUGGAGCCCUUGAUAAGACUCGAAGACACAAGAAGAGGCAGUUGGAAGACACCCUGAAUUUGGUGAUCAAGAAGCGGAAGGAAUAUGAAGAUAAGAUGCGAGAAAAGGGCGAGGAACCAGUGAUGUUCAGUCACUUACCAGCUCCUCGAAGACGAGCUACGGCUGAAGAAGAAGAAAGAGCGAAGCAUCCUAAGCCGGAGGACUCUGUCUACUUUCAUCCAUCUUUGAAUCCCAGUGGAGCUCCUCCACCUGGCAAGCCACCGAUGUACAAGUCAUCUAUUGGACCUAGAAUUCCUCUAUCAGCUGGUGGAUCUGGAUCGAGAGCAGAAGGGGAGGGCGAAGGCGAAGAAGGAGAGCAGGAAACGGGACCCCUGCCACUACCUCCACCGCCACCCCCACCUCCAUUGCCCAGUGGAGAAGGUUCUUCCAGUGCAGGAGGAGAGCCAGUUAUCCCUCUCCCUGUGCCUGUACCACCACCUCCCCCAGCUCCACCCCGUCCAGCUGCUGCUUCUGUCUCCUUACCACCUCCACCUCCCGGACCACCUCCCGCAACGGCAGGAAUUUCGCAGACCGUAACUGCGCUCCCGCCGCCACCUCCAAGGCUCCCACAGCCUCCCCCUCCAGGGACUGCCCAAGAAGUACCAACAACAAUUGCUCCACCUGGCACAGACGAUGGCUUGAGGAUUGAGGUUACAGAGAAAAGUUCAAGCACGGCAGCAUCACAAGACAGAACCUCAGGCCGUCUUCCUCCUCCACUACCUCGUCGACCAGCAUCUGCUCAAAUGCAAGAAGAGGAAGCGGAAGAAACCUUUAGUUCUAAAGAAUCGGCACCAGUGCAACGCCCUCCUCCCCCGCCUAUCAGACCUCCUGCUGGACCACCUCCCUCACGACCUCCCGCACUGCUGAUGAGACCCCCGCCUGGCCCUCCUCCGCAACCAUCUGAGAGAGCUGAAGAUAUGCCUCCAGGUGUCACACGGCUGCCUCCACCUCCCCCUCCACCUUCAACAAUGCGCCCCCCAAUGUCUCUGCCUCCACCCCCUCCACCUCCUCAAAGAAUGCCACCACCUGGCAUGGCACCACCACCCGGCCCUCCUCCUGGGAUGGGCGGUAGACCACACCUAGGACCUCCUCCCCCAGGACCUCCCCCGGUUAUGCGGCCUCCCCCUGGUCCUCCACCUAUGAGUGGUGACUCCGUCGGACCAUCUUCGGGUCUUCCACCACCACCACCGAGAAUGUCAGACGCAACAGGGCCAGAUGAUGGAGGUCGAUCUAGCGCAGCGAGGCCAUCAUAUAUAAAGUCUGCUGCCGCAACAGUUAUCAAGAGACCUCUUGCUCAACAUACACCUGAGCUAACAUCUAUGGUUCCUGCAUCAGUUCGAGUGCGCAGAGAAAACGCCAUGAAGUCGAAACCGAAAGCUGCCACACCGGCAGGACCAGUGCCUCCUCCAGCCUCAGUCGCAAAACCUGCGCCACCACCGUCUGCUGUGAAACCACAAAGUAUUGAUGAUUCAUAUUACGCCUUUUUGGAAGAUAUGAAAGCACUAGGUGCAUUCGACGAAGGAGAGAAGACGUACUGAAGUAUCACAGUAGUUUUGCUAGUCUCUUGAAGGUAAGUUCAUAGUUAUUCUGACUACGCACAUUCUUCCGAUUCAAGCUUGGGUAAAUGUCCCAUUUUCGCUUGGCCCCAUGUACAGGCAUCGAGUAACCAUUCUUACGCAUUAGAAAGGAUUCGAGAUAUUUUGGUGGAUGCCUUGAUUCCAGGUGAAUUCACUUGUAUUUGUAGCUGCUGGCGGUCUGUUUAGUUGUAUAUUAUAAGGACCUCUCAAAUUUGCAGAUGAGAGACGUCGAGCCGGUCUUUCUCUGCUGAGUUUUUGUGUACGUUACGAAUUUAAUGUGCCAUCGCAAUUGUCUCAUAAUAACUAAAUCUUACUAGCAGAGGACAGUUUAUGGGGCCAAUAGAUCUUUUUCACAUAUGACGAAAAUGAUUGAGUUACUAAUUAAAGAAGUUGAUGAGCGAGAAAGUCUUGCUACGAAGGAGAGAAGCUUUGAGAAUGUAAGUUCUACCCCACAUCAAGUGGCUUCGUUGUGAGACGAUCGAGUCUGGACAUUUCUUGUGUGUGGAAUGUUUUCCGAGAUCUCAAAGUAUCUAAUUCCUUGGUGAUCACAUGCUCCUGUCGUAUUACGCUGUUCUUAUUCUCACUUCAUUCAC